AUGGAGUCCAGCACAGCGAGAUUAGAGUCCCCUCAGGUCCAGGAAACUCCGGGCCUCAAACGCAAGCGAAGUCCUAUCAACGAUGAGCCUUCAGCAGUGAGACAGGGACACCCACCGCCUCCAGCUGGAAUGGUCACGCCAAUUAAUUAUCUGGUUAGAGCGAGGCCUCAGAAGUUGGGCCUGAUUGAGGGGGAUGCGGAGACUUUUGGGGAUGUCUUGGAGAUGAUUGAUAGUUAUGAGGGUGUAUUGAACAGACAUGAAAGUCUGGCAGCUAAUCUAGGGGCUAAACUGGUCGGGCCUCUGCUUCUUAAGUCUUUUAAUAAAUUGUUUGAUGGUCCCAUUAGAGUUAUUCAACCUGCAGCGGCUUUGGAGCAGAGUAUUGGGUGGCAUGAUAUUGUCACGUAUGCUCGAGCUAGUCCUCAGGAAUUUAAGUUGGGAGAAUACUCUCCUGGAGUCAUGAGCUGUCGUAUUUGGGUCAAAGGAGUAGAAGUUGAGAUUUAUGAGGAUGAUUUUAGGGUGAUUAUGUCUGGUGCUCCGGAAAGAGUUAUACCUACGCAACCGAUACCUGAGGAUGAGCUUGCGGAGUUGGCGACUCUUAAUAUUCUGGAAGGCAGACUGGCGAUAUUGAUUAAGAAAGCUGAUGCUGUGGCGAGUAAAGCAAGGCAACUCAAUUACCACCUCAAAGGCAGAAAAACUGGAGUCAUAAGUCGGAAAGCAGCAGAACAACAACCUCAAGUCAUGCCAGAACCACUUCAAGAAAAUCGACCAUUCUCACCGCAGCCAUACCCAAACAUGACACCCAGACCACCAGUCUUCACCAACGGCGACUCCACCAAAAUUCAACAACGCCUCCUAGAGCAAUACCUGUCAACCACCCACUCCCAACCCCGUCCCAAACCUCUCCGCGGCACAACCGAAACCACCAACACCCAACCCAUCUUCAUCCCCACCACCGAAAGCCGCCGCCUCUCCCACCCCCUUACCUCCUCCGACGACGGCAUAGAAGGCCAAUACCGACUCCUCAUGGCUGCCAAAAUGGAAAAGCUCGCACGCGGCGACCCGAUCUAUCCGCCCUGUGACCGCUGUCGCCGUCUAGGUUUCGAUUGCACGAAGAAUCUGACCGCGUGCUCGGCGUGUACGAAGAAGCAUGCGAAGUGUGCGUGGAAGGAGAUUCGGGAAGGGGAGUUGGGACAGGUGGCGACGGGGAGAGCUGAGAAUGGGUUUGUGGUGGUGGAGAAUGGGGAUCCGGGGUUGAGGGUGGGGGAGGAGAGGAGGUUUGAGGGAUUGGGUGGUGAUCAUGCUACGCUUGCGAAGAUUGCUAGUGCGGCUGCGGCGGCGGGGAGUCGAUGA
Molecule: messenger RNA, 1350 nt
Organism: Glarea lozoyensis ATCC 20868
Lineage: Eukaryota; Fungi; Ascomycota; Leotiomycetes; Helotiales; Helotiaceae
Exons: 2
Coding region: 1-1350 (449 amino acids)
Biological process (GO): regulation of DNA-templated transcription
Molecular function (GO): zinc ion binding; DNA-binding transcription factor activity, RNA polymerase II-specific
Source: RefSeq, a predicted model, not a curated record